Molecule: messenger RNA, 786 nt
Organism: Adineta ricciae
Lineage: Eukaryota; Metazoa; Rotifera; Eurotatoria; Adinetida; Adinetidae
Source: the annotation of a GenBank genome assembly
AUGAAAGUGAAUUUUCGCAAGGGAGUGAAGCGAUUAGCUGAAUGGAAAUAUUUCAUUGAUCCGGAUGUCGAACAUGUUUUGGUCUUUCAAUCUGGUACAAAGUUUUUCGAAUAUGAGAUUUAUCUCAAUCGACACAUUCUGCUCAUGGAUAAGGCGAGCUGUUUACCGUGUUUGGCGUUAUCUCCCUCACCAGGUAGUAUAGUUCUUGAUGCAUGUGCUGCACCGGGAAAUAAAACAAUAUGUCUAGCAAAUUAUCUUAAGAAUCAAGGGACUCUCUAUGCAAUAGAAAAGAAUAGACGACGUUUCAAAGAAUUGAAUACAAAUCUGAGAACAGCUGGUGUAAAAUGUGCACAGACGUUUAAUGAUGACUUCUUGACAGUGUCGUUACCGUUCGAUGAUAUUGAUUACAUAUUGCUCGAUCCAUCUUGUUCCGGUUCGGGUAUUCGAAACCGGACUGAUGAUCCAGAAGUGAUCGACGAAGAACGUUUAGAACGUCUUGCAGCACUUCAAAUACGCAUGAUCACCUAUGCGCUGACGAAUUUUCCGAAAAUCAAACGUCUGACGUACAGCACAUGUUCCAUACAUCGCCAAGAGAAUGAAGAUGUAGUAGAAACUAUUCUCGAUCAGUUCAGUGAUCAAUUUCAGUUAGUGGAUUUUUUGCCAAAUUGGCCAAGUCGUGGACAAACAGAAAGAACUCAUGCAUGUCUACGUGCUUCACCUGACGAGACAUUGACAAAUGGUUUUUUUGUUUGUUGUUUUGAAAGAAUAAUAAAAUUAGAUGCAUAA